AACUAUGAUAAUCAUCACUAUUAUUCGCUGAUUGAUGCGUUGUUAUCAUUUUUAUAAAAAAAAAUUUCAAGUAAAAAAUCUAAAAAACGGUUGACUUUGUGGACCAACCCCAGAUUGGGUUUACGAUUUUUUAUUUUAUUGCAAUAAAAAUAAAAUAAUUAUUGUAUCACAGAUAUCAAGAAGUAUCCACGUAAGUUCAAAAACUCCCGUUUAUUUAUUGGAAUCUACAUACUCUGGAAUUUCAGUGAAGCCAGUUUUAGAAAUGUUUAAUCCAAGUACACUCACUAAAUCAUACGAUGAUAGGUAUCAAUAUCUACAAUCUGAUAAAACUUUUGAUGAAAAUCCAUUUUCAUUUCAGGAAUAUAAUAUUGAUGAUAUAUAUUUACGGACUGGUGGAAAAUUUCGUAAAUCGAAUGAUAAAAACUCAAACGAAAAUUUAAGUCGAGGUUUUUGGGACAGCAUUUCCGAAUGGAUGGGACUAUCGUAUGAUCCUCCUACACCAAGUAUACCAUCUAGACCAAUACCGGAAAUAAUUUAUCUCGAAAUAUUAAUUAUUAUUGACUAUCAAUUAUAUAAUUCAUUUAAUAAUCUCGAACAAUUAAUUAAUUAUUUAUACACUUUUUGGGAUAAUGUUGAUAAUCUUUAUGCUUCAUUAUAUAGUCCACAAGUUAAAUUGAGUAUUGCUGGUGUCAUAAUUCCUACGGAUCCAAAUGUAUUUGAAUUUCUGGAACCCGAGUCAACAGGUUUAUUUAAUUGGGCCGGUGGUUUGGAUUACGAAAACGCUCGGCGGAGUAUGAAUUCAUGGUUAUAUAAAUAUAAAAAUACAUUUCCGGAUGAUAGUUAUGAUUUAUUUAUGAUAAUGACAUCAUCAGUUUAUAAUAGUAUAUUUUCGAGCACUAUUGGACAAGCGACUGUCGCAGGCGCUUGUAGAAAAAGUGAUAAUUCCCAAACAUUAAAUAGAGGAGGGAUAAUAUAUAUAAAUCCAAAAUUAAACAAUGUUAUUACAGCAGCCCAUGAAAUAGGACAUUUACUCGGUAUUUACCAUGAUGAUGAACUUGGGUGUUCAAACGAUUAUAUAAUGUCCGCAAUUAACGAAAAAUAUAAUACCAAAUGGUCAUCGUGUUCCCAGGAAGCAUUGCGACAGUUUUUGAGGGAUUAUAAUCCGAUGUGUUUAUAUAAUAAACCAGAUACUUUUGAUGUUUAAAUUUAGUAUUUUGUAAUAUAUUACUAUUUAUUCUUAGUAUAGAUGAUUUUUUUAAGUAAGCAAUAAAAUUUAUAAAAA
Messenger RNA from Microplitis mediator, 1282 nucleotides. RefSeq names its product A disintegrin and metalloproteinase with thrombospondin motifs like. NCBI's taxonomy places the organism in Eukaryota, Metazoa, Arthropoda, Insecta, Hymenoptera, Braconidae. The record is from RefSeq and is a predicted model, not a curated record. Gene Ontology annotation, molecular function: metalloendopeptidase activity. The transcript has 8 exons. The coding region runs from base 263 to 1204 and encodes 313 amino acids. Gene Ontology annotation, biological process: proteolysis.